GCGACAUGGCUGGAGGCCGGGACCGCGGGGACUUGGGUGCCAGGCAGCUAGUGUUCCUACUUCCAGAAUAUUUAAAAGAUGCCUCAAAGAAGAAGAAGAGCAGCCUCCUGUUUGUAAAGCUGGCCAGCCCGCACUCAGGGGAAGGAGCCAUUUACUUAAUUGAUACGUGUCUACAGCAGCUGUUUGAAAUAAAAGUUUUCAAGGAAAAACACCAUUCUUGGUUUAUAAAUCAAUCAGUUCAAUCAGGGGGCCUUCUCCACUUUGCUACACCCAUGGAUCCUUUAUUUCUGCUCCUUCAGUAUCUCAUAAAGGCUGACAAGGAGGGAAAGUAUCAGCCCUUGGAUCAGGUCGUAGUGGAUGACACGUUUCCAGAUUGCAUCUUGCUGCUGAAAUUUCCUGAGCUUGAGAAGUCACUUUGGCAUGUGACAGAGGAAAAAGAAGUGAACAGCAAGAAGUACUAUAAGUACAGCUCAGAGAAGACAUUGAAGUGGCUGGAGAAGAAGGUCAACCAAACUGUGGCGGCAUUGAAAGCCAAUAAUGUCAAUGUUGGAGCCCGGGUACAGUCAUCUGCAUAUUUCUCUGGUGUUCAGGUUUCCAGGGACAAGGAAGAUUAUGUUCAAUAUGCCCAUGGUCUGAUCUCUGAUUACAUCCCUAAAGAAUUAAGUGAUGAUUUAUCCAAGUUCUUGAAGCUUCCAGAACCUCCAGCUUCAUUGUCUAACCCUCCAUCAAAGAAACUAAAGUUAUCAGAUGAGCCUGUAGAAGCAAAAGAAGAUUACACUAAAUUUAACACUAAAGACUUGAAGACCGGCAAGAAAAAUAGCAAAAUGACUGCAGCACAGAAGGCUUUGGCUAAAGUUGACAAGAGUGGAAUGAAAAGUAUUGAUGCUUUUUUUGGUGCAAAGAAUAAAAAAACUGGAAAAAUUUGAAGCAUCGGAAAUAAAACCCAGUGAUGCAGAAACAGAAGUUUGCCUCUUGCCUAUUCUGUCUUGUCUCUUCUUGCCACUGCUUCCACCCUAAGUUACUACCCUGAGAACUGAGGUGCUUUCACACCCUGCUGACACUUACUGGGCUAUGGCUAUGUCUGACACACACAGUCACUGUGGGAAAGUGAUUGUGUGAGCUGCUGUCCGGGGCCUUUGGAACACUUGCCAUAAUGAAAAGUCAUCAAGUGAACAGGUCACAGAGUCACAGCUUCCCCAGGGAGGUGUGAGCGGUGUCCAGCUGUUCCCUGCUCUGUCCCGAGUGGCUUCAGCUGAAAUGAGCUGGACAACAAAACCAUGUGUUUUGGUAAAUGUUAUAAUUAGCCAUAUCUUCCUAUGAAUUCAUGUUCUUUGUAAAAAUAAAAAUCAA
Arvicanthis niloticus (Nile rat) is the source of this 1350-nucleotide messenger RNA. Lineage: Eukaryota; Metazoa; Chordata; Mammalia; Rodentia; Muridae. The record is from RefSeq and is a predicted model, not a curated record.